AUGAGUGUACGACAAAUCCAACUCCUCCAACGUGCCGUGAUAGAACCUUCUCUCCACGAACAUGAAUGUGCCAUCACUCAGCUGCCUCACGUUCGUCUUCCUGGACUUUGCUUCCUGCAAGUCGAUUACGUGGUACUUGAUGCGCCCUCCAGCUUCGAGAAAUGCGUGAAGAUUGGCGUUGGUGGAGACUGUCCUGGCGUUGUAGGUGCAGAGCAUGAGACUAUUUUUAUAGCUAGUCGUUGA
Strongylus vulgaris is the source of this 243-nucleotide messenger RNA. The record is from the annotation of a GenBank genome assembly. Lineage: Eukaryota; Metazoa; Nematoda; Chromadorea; Rhabditida; Strongylidae.